AUGGACUCCAAGCACAGAAAACACAUCAUUUAUAUUAUCCUGAGUAUCAUUGCGAUGAUUGAGUGUGUCAUCACACUCCUCAUCAACGUGACGGACAGGACUUUGAAGGCUAAGCCUUCAACAGCCUUCGCCAACAGCUUAACAGCAAGUAUUUGGCUGCUGUCGGCAAUAUCCUUAGUUUCUAAUCUUGGCGUUCGAUCGUUACCUGGCCAUCUGUCAACCACUUCAUUACAGCAGGCUCCUAACGAGGGCUCGCUGCCACCUGCUGUGCCUCGCCUGUUGGGUGGCUCCCUGUCUCUUCUUAAUACUGCCCUGCGGUUCAGAAUUACCUACCUUGUGCUCGAAGGGCCGCUCCAUCAGCUUGACCUUCCUGGUGGCUUACACCGUCAUCUACACGCUCGUCACUCUUGCUACUAUAGUGCUGUACAGCCUCGUUGCUCUGGAGUUCCGCCGGGAGAGUCUUGGACACGCACAGGACAAGGAGAGGACAGAACGCCUCCUGAGGAAGAGAACAGCUGCAUCAGCUUUAAAGUGUUGAUGCUGUACAUCUGCCUGGGUCUCCCACAUACCGUCUAUCCGCUCCUGAUGAAGCUAAUAAAAGAAGAAGAUAAAAAAGUCGAAGAUCUUCUAAACGAAAUUUUCUACUACAUUAACCGCAUUCAGCUGCUGUUCUUCCUGCCCGUGUACGCUUGGGCCAACACCUCCUUCCACCACGCUCUCAACGCCAGGGCCAGGAGACUGAUCAUGUGGCUGGCAGCCCUGCUCGCCGAUCUCUGCUGCGACAGGAGACGUAACCGUAUUCAGUCAGAGGAAUCAACCCAGACGGAGUCCAUGUGAAGGGGCGGAGCUGGAGGAGCCAGCGCUCUCUCUCACUCACCGAGGUGUACUCAUACACAACACCCUGUCAGUGUAGGAGAGACAUAAAUGUAUGUGUGUAUAGCAGGCAUCUGGCAGUCUGGGGAGACUAUGGAGUUGCGCUCCAUGUAUGUAUGUAUGUGUAUACAGGAUAUGUGGAAGCUGGACAGAAUUACAUUGCAACUUUGUAAAUGCACAUUGAUGACACUAUGUAAAAAGAUACAGCGAGCACUGUUUAUGUAGGGGAGACGUAAAUAUGUGUAUGUAUGUAUGUAUUUAUGUAUGUAGGGUAAAUAAACAUUAUAAAAGGACUACAAUCAUCUUCUGUGGUUGAUUGAUCAAUAAAUCACUGAACUAAAUGUUUAACAGCUCUCUAACCCUGUCCAUGGAGGACAGAAGAAAAUGUAUAUAUGCUGGUAUGCAUCAGAAAACUCUUUACCCCCUGAAGGAUUCGAACCCCGGACAGCUAGGGCUCCAUGCCCCUUAGCGUGUCCAGUACCACUAGGCCACCCUGACUGUACAAAAGAGUUAGAAGUCAUCUGACCCUUAACCCAAUUCCCGACAGCUCUCUGUGACCAAUUUGGGCACAAAUAUUUCAUCAAAUCACUUCAUCAUACUGGGACCAGGUAUCAUUUGUCAACCCAGAGUUGACAAAUGCAUGUCAAAUGCAGGGGUGAAGCGUUUCCUGAUGCAUGUUAGCUUGGAGACCAUUCAAGCUUGACGCAGAAAUGAUUCUCACGUGGCUCCAGCAUGAUGAAGUGAUUUGAUGAAAUAUCUGUGCCCAAAUUGGUCACAGAGAGCUGUCGGAGAAAAGAUUAUUCUAAUUCUGUUCUGUUUUUAUUCUAACAUAAGAGUAAAGAAUAAGGCAUAAAGGAGAAAAUAGUAAAAUAAGGAUAAAUAGAUUAUCCUACUUAUCCUCAUUCAACUCUUUUCUCCUUUAUGCAUUACUCUUUACCCUUAUGUUUACCCAAUUAAUACUCAUUGUUUACACCUGACCCCAUUGUUCGAUCCAUUUGUAUUCACCUGACAAACUAUUAGUAUAAAUAUAAUGUCCGGUACUGUAACAUCACUUGAGAAUGAACCAUGUAGGUUCGAAACGUUGUGCAAUU
Procambarus clarkii (red swamp crayfish) is the source of this 1964-nucleotide messenger RNA. The record is from RefSeq and is a predicted model, not a curated record. NCBI's taxonomy places the organism in Eukaryota, Metazoa, Arthropoda, Malacostraca, Decapoda, Cambaridae.